Messenger RNA from Didymodactylos carnosus, 354 nucleotides. The record is from the annotation of a GenBank genome assembly. Lineage: Eukaryota; Metazoa; Rotifera; Eurotatoria; Philodinida; Philodinidae.
AUGAUAAAAGCAUGUAUCGAUAAUAAAGUUCAUACAAUGGCACAGGUUGGUUGGAAUUAUAUGUUUCUAGUUGUAAUUGUUUUGCUGAACAUGUUACUGUUGACCAAUGGUACAUUAUUUUGUACAAUAAUGGCAACAUCGAAUAAAGCACCAGUUGCAAUCAAUUGUUGUCAUUUUGUUGAUUUGAAUGGCGAUGGUUUAACGGAUAUAUUAGUAUCUUGUUCAUACUCGGAGGAAGGAAAUGGACGUCGUCAUUAUGCUGAAAUUCUUAAUCGAAAAGACACUGGAUUUUGUGUUCAAACAGCAAAUGAUGCGUUCAUUCAAUCGGGCAAUAGUAAACUGCCUAAGUGCUAA